AUGAACGACUAUGUUUUUUUAUUUUGUGAAACCAUUAUCACAUUAGUUAUUUCCUUCUUAUUUGGUAUGGUUUUAAUUAAAUACUAUUUCAAUGACAAAAAUGGCAACAACAACUGCAACAAUGGCAACAACUACAAUAAUGGAAAUGUCAAUAAUCAAUCAUAUUAUGAACAAAUCCCAUAUGCUCGUCCAGUAUCAGAAAGAGAACCAUCAGUUUACCCAACAUUCAAUAAAAACGAGGCACGCCAUUCCUUUUCUGAUGAACCACAAACAUCCAAUAAUACAGAAACAGACCAAAGAUAUAAAAGGGAGCCAUCCGUCUACCCAACAUUCAAUCAAAAAGAAUCUCAAUCAGCAACUUCUCCACCAGAUUAUCAAAAUGAGUCAAAUAGUACUUAUAAAAAGGAAGCAUCUAACUACCCAGCUUUCAACAAAUGUGAAGCACGUUAUUCUUCUUCCGAUGGACAACAAUCAUCCAAUUCUCAAGAAUCUGCUUAUAUUCAUAAAAGAGAAUCAUCCAGCUAUCCAUCUUUUAACCAAAAUGAAUCGCGUCAUUCUUUUUCUGGUGCACCACAAUCACACUAUAAUCCAGAAUCACAAUCUAGUGGUGCAAAUUUCAAUGGAGAACCACCAUCUGUAGAGGAGUAUGAUGAAGUAUCAAAUUAUCAAGUUAUCUUUCAGGGUCUGUUAGCUACAAUAAAUAAUUAG
Messenger RNA from Dictyostelium purpureum, 708 nucleotides. RefSeq lists its product as uncharacterized. The record is from RefSeq and is a predicted model, not a curated record. NCBI's taxonomy places the organism in Eukaryota, Evosea, Eumycetozoa, Dictyosteliales, Dictyosteliaceae. The transcript is spliced from 3 exons. Bases 1 to 708 code for a protein of 235 amino acids.